Molecule: messenger RNA, 462 nt
Organism: Anoplophora glabripennis (Asian longhorned beetle)
Lineage: Eukaryota; Metazoa; Arthropoda; Insecta; Coleoptera; Cerambycidae
Product: peritrophin-1-like
Exons: 2
Coding region: 65-349 (94 amino acids)
Cellular component (GO): extracellular region
Molecular function (GO): chitin binding
Source: RefSeq, a predicted model, not a curated record
UUAAUAGUUAUUUAUUUCGCUACAAACUUUAUAAUUAGUAGUAGUCAUCCAAGAAGAAAUAAAAAUGUACAAGCUGAUUCUUAUUUUGGCACUGGUAGCUGUUUUUGCGUUUACUUCAGCUGAAGUUGUUUGUCCCAAAGAAGAACAAAACAGCGAUACCACGUACUUUCCCCAUGAAACAGACUGUACAAAAUUCUAUGAAUGUACCAAUGGAAGAACUGAACUCUUGGAAUGCCCUCCGAAAACUUAUUGGGACACAACGUUGAAUGUUUGCGAUACAGAUGCAGUCUGUGGCAAUUUAGAAACUUCCACUGCUCAGCAAGUACAUUUUACCCGGAGUGAAAAUUAGACAAAAAUUGAGCCAUGUUUAUACGAUAACACUUAUUAUGAUUCCUUGUUGGUAUAUUUCUUUAUGUUAAAAUACUUAAAUUGAUUUAACUAUAAUAAAUAAUUGCAUAUUGA